AUGUCUUUGCCUCAAAAAGUCACUUUCCUCUCCCGCAACUACAAGAUCGCUGCCCACUUCUACCCCCCAGUUGCUGGCUCCCCCGACCGCUCUGGCGCAGCCAUUAUCAUCGCCCACCCGUGGACUUCCAUCAAGGAGCAAUCGCCUGCUAAUUAUGCUCGCGUUCUCACCCAUGCUGGCUUCAUCUGUUUGACCUACGAUGCCGCCUACCAGGGAGAGUCCGAGGGAGAGCCUCGAAACCUGGAGGACCCUUACCAGCGCGUCGAAGAUAUCAAGUGCGCCGUGACAUAUCUCGUCGGCCAUAAAGACGUCAAUUCCGAGAAGAUUGGUGUUCUCGGAAUUUGUGCAUCAGGGGGCUAUGCACCUUUCGCAGCCCAGACCGACCUGCGCAUCAAGGCCUGCGCAACCUCUGCCGCCGUGUGCGCCGGUACUAUGGCUCGCCGUGGCCUCGAAAAGGACUCUUCCAACAUGGAUAUUCUCAAAAUGCAGCUUGAAGCUGCUGGCAAGGAUCGCAACAGCGAUGUUGGCGGCGAGAAAGUUCCAAUUGUCCACCUGCUUCCUGAAAAGCCAGAGGAUGCUCCUGCUGAUUUCCCUGACGCGUUCCGCGAUCUGAUGAACUAUUAUCGCACUGACAGGGCUUUCCACCCUCGUGCUACGAAUACCACCUUACCACGCAGCUGGGAUAUUAUGGCGAACUUUGAUGCCUUUGCGCAUAUUGAAAUGAUCAGUCCGCGUCCUCUUUUGAUGAUCACUGGCACCAAGGCUGCCACUAAGUGGUACAGCGAGGACGCUAUUGCAAAGGCCAAGGAGCCGAAGGAGUUGUAUGUUGUGGAUGGUAUGACCCACGCGGAUCUCUAUGAUAAGAUUGACGAUGCUGGUGCGAAGUGUGCUGAGUUCUUCGCGAAGAGCCUGGCAUAA
This is a messenger RNA of Penicillium atrosanguineum, 918 nucleotides long. RefSeq names its product alpha/beta hydrolase. NCBI's taxonomy places the organism in Eukaryota, Fungi, Ascomycota, Eurotiomycetes, Eurotiales, Aspergillaceae. The coding region runs from base 1 to 918 and encodes 305 amino acids. The record is from RefSeq and is a predicted model, not a curated record. The transcript has a single exon.